AUGGACCCCAAUGGAUUGUGUGAGUCAUUUCUUGUAGCUGAUAGGCUUAUUAAUGGUGAAAAGGCCUAUACUACAAUCGAGGAACUUAGCAAACAACCAAAAUUCUAUCAACAUUGUCGUAACAGAAAUUGUGCAACAGAUAUCGAUAAAAUUGCUGCUUUGAGCACGUAUUUAUUUUUGGGUAUCAAUGCACUUAAUAACAACGAAAAUACAGAAUAUUUUUUGAUGUGGCUAAGUGAUAAAUUAUUUAGGAUGCACACCAAAGGGAAAACAAAACGGCAAAUCAAAAAAAUUACUUUAGAUGAGGCUUAUAAGAUGUAUUUAGAGAAAGAUAUGGGAAAUUUUAGAUAUUGGAAUCUUUUAGAUAAUGUAAUGGGUUUGAAAAAUGCUAAUCUUAGACAUAUGAACGAAUUUUAUAAGUUACUUAACCAUAUAUGUAAAACAAUUAUAUAUCUUAAACAUGGUUAUACCGAAUCUACAGACCUUCUCCAGAACUCUACCAAUAGUUUUAAUCAAUAUAUGCUCCUUUAUCAAAAUGUUUCUAAGUGUAAUUCAUAUCUUCAUUUAUUGGAUAAUUUAAAAAAAACAUAUGAAAAUUUUAGAACUAUUAUUAAGAAAGAUUAUCCAAGUUUAGCAAUUUAUCUCCAAACACUUACAACGAUAGAACAUGCCGAUUCAUAUUUUGCGAAAGAUUUUAAAAAAUUUGACUUCAGUGAUUCAAAAUGUAAAUCACGAUAUGAUUAUAAAAUAUUAGACAAAUUUACGCAAGCCAAAACUCAAGGGAAGCAAAAAGAUAAUGGAACAAAUGGGGAUAGCAAUAAUCAAAGCAGUCAACCACAAUUUUCAGGAGAUCAAACACCAAGCCCCCCCGUGGAAACAGGAGAUUCACCAAGUAUGCCUGAUAAUGGAGCAGAUACAUCAGGAGGUAUAAAUAUUUCAGUAGGCGAUACUCAAAACAAAACAAACCCUAAAGGAAAUGAGCAAAAAGAUUCAGGGGGUGACACAAGAAAUCAAAAGAGUCACCCAAGUAAUCCAAUCAAUCCAAACGACGACACCCCAAUUUCAGGUACCAAUCAAGGAGGUGAACCAGGAGAUGGAUCGGUUGAUAAAUCAAAUGGUGUUCAAAUAAAUCAAGGAGGAUCAGAAAGUUCAAAUGAUGGAACAAGAAAUACAGAUAAUAAAUCAUCAAAUGCAGGCAGGGCACAAGGGGAUCAAGGAAAUUCUGUUGAUGGAUCAGGUAGUGGAUCAAAAGGUCCAGAUAGUGGUCCAGGAACAUCAGAAACUCAAAGUACGUCAUGGUCAUUUUUUGGUAUUGGGUCAUACAUUUCUACGAUCGCAUCAAAAGGCAAGGAACAAUUAAAUAAUGCUGUCACUUCGCUUGAAACGAUUAAAAAAAAAGUUACAGAAACCACGAAUACUCUUCAAAAUUUAUAUAGUAGAUCUGUGUCUAAUAUACAAGCUGCUUACGACAAAUCGAGGAGUUUAUUAUAUGACGCUAUUGAUAAUAUAAAUAGCUAUUCUAAACAAAUAGGCAAUAUUUUUAUACAAAAUGAUGAUCACUCAGGAUCAGAUGACACAAAGAACGGAUUACCCAAAUCUAAUGACCCAUCACAAACCUCAAUAGAUCCACCAGCAAUUAUACCUCCAGAUCUAUCAAAUCCACAAAAUCAAGCACCAACUCCUCCACAAUAUCAUCCACCACCAACAUCACCACAACUUCCUUCGCUACCAAAUUCAUCGCCAAUCCUACCACUAGAUCCAUCAAAAGAUCCAUUACAACAAAAACAAUCACCUCCCCAAUUGCAAUAUAUCACACAGCAGCCUACACAAACCAAUUCAUCUAAUCAACAAACAGUUGUUCAAUUGUUAAAAUUACCAAAUUCUGACCCCAUUUCGAGAGCCCCCUGGAAUAUAAUUCCAUCUACAUGGAAUGGAUCAGGGGAUUGUAAAUCUAAAAUAAAUUUGAUGAGUGCCACAUUAUUGUGUUGCACAUCUGAGCAGUGUAGUUUAACUGGAGUUUCGGUUACAUUUAUUUUAAUACCCAUUAUUUUAUUAAUUGUCCAUAAGUAUUUGUCAUCUGUAUGGAGAAAGGAAAUAAAGAGAAAAAAAAACAUGAAAAAGGUUAUAAAUUCAAUUGGGGGAAAAAGACCGAUGAAAAUAAUUAUAAAAUCAGUUGAUAUGAAAAAAAUGGAAACUUCUGUUAUAAACCUCGUUCGAAGAAAAAAAAAAUCACUAUUAAAUAUAUACAAACUUAUGCAGGCAGAUCCUGUACCAUUUAUUAAUUUAUUUUUUUUGUUGAUUUUUUUUGUUUAUAAAAGAAAGCGCGAUUUCAUAGAAUUAUAA
Molecule: messenger RNA, 2343 nt
Organism: Plasmodium vinckei vinckei
Lineage: Eukaryota; Apicomplexa; Aconoidasida; Haemosporida; Plasmodiidae
Product: PIR protein CIR protein
Exons: 3
Coding region: 1-2343 (780 amino acids)
Source: RefSeq, a predicted model, not a curated record